This is a messenger RNA of Ornithodoros turicata, 1131 nucleotides long. RefSeq names its product pyroglutamyl-peptidase 1-like. The transcript is spliced from 5 exons. Gene Ontology annotation, biological process: proteolysis. Gene Ontology annotation, molecular function: pyroglutamyl-peptidase activity. The record is from RefSeq and is a predicted model, not a curated record. Bases 89 to 712 code for a protein of 207 amino acids. NCBI's taxonomy places the organism in Eukaryota, Metazoa, Arthropoda, Arachnida, Ixodida, Argasidae. Gene Ontology annotation, cellular component: cytosol.
GUUGCCUGGUAAACGGUGAGCCUGUUUAGGUUGUUUGGUACAAUAAUCUGUUUAUUCGGCUUUGAAUUUGCAUUCAUUCAUCGCUGGCAUGUGCGUAACGCAGGAACAGCCCACCGUACUGUUGACAGGUUUUGGGCUGUUCAGGGAUUACAAGAACAACUCCAGCAAAGAAGUGGUCUCUGAGCUGUCUCGUAUGGGCAUUCCUGGUGUCCGUAUUGUCACAGCUGAGUUGCCAGUCGAAUAUGAAGUUGUCUCAAAAACUGUGCCCGAGCUCUGGGAAAAACACAAGCCAGUGUUAGCUGUGCACUGCGGCAUGAAUGCUAAUGCUGAUGCUCUUACACUGGAGAAAGUUGCCAACAAUGGUGGAUAUGGCUCUGUGGACAAUGUUGGUGCUUGCCCUCAAGGGGGACUCUGCACUGUGGAAUGUGCUAGCGACCUCCUGCUUUGUACCCGCUUGGAUGUAGAUGCCGUCUGCAAGCGGUUGCAGGAAGAUAAACUAGACGUUCCCGUGAAAGUGUCUCAAGAUGCUGGCAGGUUCCUCUGCGAGUUCAUCUACUUCACUUCACUGAAGAUCAACCAGUCCACUGUGUUUGUGCAUGUGCCACCAUUAGACGAGCCUUUCAGCAUUCAACAGCUCGCGAGAGCCUUAGGCGCAAUAAUCCGAGCUCUGUUGGAACAGCUAGGUUGCAAGCUGAUGAGUGCGGUCGUAUAGCAUAUUUUUAUCUUUCCAUCGCCAACCAAAGUUCUCAGUUUUACCCUGUUGGUUAUUUUGUUGGCCACUCGUUGCAGGUUUACAUUCAUACACUUUGUUGUCCUGUUUUUUUGUCAUAUUUUUAUUUUUCUCUGAUAAUGAAGCACUGUUGUAGGAAGAAGACAGUUACAGUGCGCCGAGGAUUUUAAUCCCAAUCAAUGCCAUAUGAUGUAGUGAAGGCAAAAUUUUUGAAUAGUGAUUGAUCAUGUGGAUCAAGAAACGUUUAGAGCAUAGUAGGUGAACAAGUUUAACCAUACUUCGAAAAUAUUAUAAAUGAAAUCGCCUGAACUUGAUUAUCUGUUGACUGUUUUGCAGAUGAUUAGUAAUAUGUGGCAGAGAGGCACAAUUAAAUGCGCUGCAAUGUCAGCUCAUUGCCAGUA